AUAAGGACCAGACAGGAGCCGUGAUUGGCAAGGGAUGCUGUGAGCUUCAGGGCACUUGCCAGAGGGGCAGAGGAAGGCAGGAGAGGUUGUCUCGGAAGAAAAGGUCAUGCUUUGUCUGAAGACACUUCUGUUUCUCUUCUUACUCCACACACAGCUUGCCAAGGCCCUUCCGGUACCUCCUGAAGACCUGGAAGAGAAAAAUGCAAAAUCUGUUGAGAGUUACCUACGAAGAUUCUACCACUUACCAAGCGCUCAGUUCCGGUCUGCAAGGAGGAACAGCACCAUGGUUGCAGAGAAGCUGAGGGAAAUGCAGCGCUUCUUCGGCUUGGCAGAGACAGGGAAGGCAGAUGCCGAUACUCUGGAGAUGAUGGGAAAGCCUCGCUGUGGAGUGCCUGACACUGGUGACUUCAUGCUAACUCCAGGAAGCCCCAAGUGGACACACACUGACCUGACCUACAGGAUUAUAAACCAUACCCCACAGCUGUCAAAGGACACAGUGAAAACAGCAAUUGAGAAAGCCUUUCGAGUUUGGAGUGUGGCAUCACCCCUGACCUUCACCGAGAUCUCACAGGGAGAAGCAGACAUCAACAUUGCUUUCGUCCCAAGAGAGCAUGGUGACAAUUCUCCAUUUGAUGGACCCAAUGGGAUCCUGGCCCAUGCCUUUCAGCCAGGUCAGGGUAUUGGAGGAGAUGCACAUUUUGAUUCAGAAGAAACAUGGACUCAAGAUUCCAGAAAUUACAACCUGUUUCUUGUGGCUGCUCACGAAUUUGGCCAUUCCUUAGGACUCUCUCACUCCACUGAUCCUGGUGCCUUGAUGUACCCAAACUAUGCUUACAGUGACCCCAGCACCUACUCACUGCCUCAAGAUGACAUCAAUGGUAUUCAGACACUCUACGGACCUUCAAACAGCCCUAUCCAACCUACUGGGCCCAGCACCCCUACAUCCUGUGAUCCCCACCUGAGAUUUGAUGCUGUCACCACACUCCGUGGGGAGGUUUACUUCUUUAAAGACAAGUACUUCUGGAGGCGGCAUCCUCAGCUGAGGGAAGUUGACCUCAAUUUCAUCUCUCUAUUCUGGCCAUUCCUGCCCAGUGGCCUUCAGGCUGCUUAUGAGGAUUUUGAUAGAGACCUAGUUUUCCUAUUUAAAGGCAGACAGUACUGGGCUCUAAGUGGCUACGACAUUCAGCAAGGUUACCCCAGGGACAUAUCCAACUAUGGAUUUCCAAGCAGCGUCCAAGCCAUUGAUGCAGCUGUUUCCUACAGAGGGAAGACAUAUUUCUUCGUGAACAACCAAUGCUGGAGAUAUGACAAUAACAGAGCAUCUAUGGACCCAGGCUACCCCAGAAGCAUAUCAAGUGCUUUCCCGGGAAUAAACUGCAGAGUUGAUGCAGUUUUCCUACAGGACUCCUUCCUCCUCUUCUUCAGUGGACCACAAUAUUUUGCAUUUAAUCUUGUCACUCACAGUGUCACUAGAGUUGCAAGAAGCAAUUUAUGGCUUAACUGUCCAUACAGUUGA
Messenger RNA from Onychomys torridus (southern grasshopper mouse), 1516 nucleotides. RefSeq names its product matrix metallopeptidase 8 (gene Mmp8). Gene Ontology annotation, cellular component: extracellular matrix. NCBI's taxonomy places the organism in Eukaryota, Metazoa, Chordata, Mammalia, Rodentia, Cricetidae. Bases 107 to 1516 code for a protein of 469 amino acids. The transcript has 10 exons. Gene Ontology annotation, biological process: extracellular matrix organization; proteolysis; collagen catabolic process. Gene Ontology annotation, molecular function: zinc ion binding; metalloendopeptidase activity. The record is from RefSeq and is a predicted model, not a curated record.